Tetranychus urticae (two-spotted spider mite) is the source of this 1773-nucleotide messenger RNA. RefSeq names its product sodium-dependent glucose transporter 1C-like. Gene Ontology annotation, molecular function: D-glucose transmembrane transporter activity. The record is from RefSeq and is a predicted model, not a curated record. NCBI's taxonomy places the organism in Eukaryota, Metazoa, Arthropoda, Arachnida, Trombidiformes, Tetranychidae. Gene Ontology annotation, biological process: transmembrane transport.
UUUCCUGAAUUUUUUACUCAUUUUCACCUCAUCAACGAGCCCACAAUGUACAAAACUUGAAACUUUCUUCUCGUUUCAAGUUUGAUUGAAAUAGAUUUAUCAAUCCCUGCAUUUUCCCUGAACCUAGUCAUUCCAAGCCAUCUGGGUACAAAUCUGAGCUACUUAAAGCGUUUAAUCUAAUUAAUCGCCUGCCACUUAACAGUGAACAUUGUCAGUGUCAACAUUAUUCCAUAAAAGUGCAAAUGAAAAAGUGAAAAUGAAGUUACUUGAAUACAUUCGAGUCAACAAGUACAAAAUAUUCAAAACAAUUUUAACAUAUAUAACCUUUGCCGGUCUAGGUGGAACCAAUACUUUGGUUGGAAGUUCACUGCUUGAUCUUCAAAUUCGUGUUCAACGAUCUUUCGAUGCAACUUCCAGGCUUGUCCAGGCCCGUUCCAUUGGCUAUGUUAUCGGAGCUUCUUCAUGUGGCUUCCUAGGUGAACGUAUCAACAACUAUCUGGCCCUUUCACUGGCUGAUUUGGUUGCCGGCCUUUUCCUCAUCAUUGCUCCUUGGUUCAAGAUACUUGAAGUCAUCAUUACUUGUAUUGUAGCUUCUGGUUUCGCUCAAGGAAUUUUGGACAUUUAUUGUAAUGUAAUCAUUUUGCGAAUCUGGGGUGUUAAAGGAAUCAACUGGCUUCAAGUUUUGCACAUGAGCUUUGGUUUUGGCGCUUUAAUUACACCCAUUUUCACGAGGCCUUUUCUCCUUCCAAAUACUGGCGAGUCGAGUGAUUCCGAGUUGAUAAAUGCAACUUCAACUUUUACUGGCAACGAAACCAUUUCCUCUUCAAAUAAUUACAUUGGCGGCUAUUCACCAGACGAAGUAAAGGUUCAAUAUUCUUUCCUCAUUUUAGGCGGUAUUUUGGUCAUUGUUUCAAUUCCAAUUUUUUUCUGUUACCUUUACGAAAGAAAACUGGGAACUGAGCAAGGUAAUGAGGAAGACAAGAAAACUGAUGCUCAUGAAGGUGAAACCGGCAAGAUUAAAAAAUUUAUUGCAACAUUUAUGGUCGCAAUCCUGGCAAACCUCACUUUUGGUUCUGAAGCAGCAAUUGGUAACUUGUGCACUGCAUUUGCCGUCAAGGCUGACCUUAAAAUGGAAAAGCAAACUGCCGUUCUUUUGGCCACAGUUUAUUGGACAACCUUUUCCUUUUAUCGUCUAAUUUUCAUUCCACUUACCCUGUUGAUCAAAGAGAGUCGACUGUUUUAUUUCAAUUUACUGAUUAUACUUGCCGGUGUUGUCGCUCUGGUGCCAAAUGCUGCCUCCAAAGCCAUUUUUGCGUGGAUUGCUUUCGUUUUGCUUGGAAUUGGCUACUCACCAUGCUUCUCAAUAUCUUUUGCUUCACUGGAAAAAUAUUUUCACAUGUCAAACUCGAUCACAUCUUUUAUUCUGGUUUGUGGUACUUUGGGUGAAACGGUUCACACUGCCGUCCUAUCCAUUUAUAUUGACAGGCAGCCCAUCAUUUUCGUCUACUACAUUGGUGUCAUGUCACUAGUCUAUGUAGCAGUCAGUGUGAUAUUGCCCUACUAUUUGCGGAAAAUGUGUUCAAAACGGGUUGAAAAUUCGAUUGGGAAUAAAAGAAAUCUUGAAAUGGAAAAAUAUUGAUAAAUUUUAAAGACGCUAAUGGGUUAAAAACACAUUUGGAAAUUGAUGGGUCUUUUUAAAUACAGUUGAGCCAAUUAUUAGAAUGUACAUUUGUAUAAAAAAGUCUGUAAAGUCAAUUUAAUUGUUAAAUGAAA